This is a messenger RNA of Aspergillus ochraceoroseus IBT 24754, 1336 nucleotides long. RefSeq lists its product as uncharacterized. The record is from RefSeq and is a predicted model, not a curated record. The coding region runs from base 1 to 849 and encodes 282 amino acids. The transcript is spliced from 3 exons. NCBI's taxonomy places the organism in Eukaryota, Fungi, Ascomycota, Eurotiomycetes, Eurotiales, Aspergillaceae.
AUGAAGAAUACCCUUGCCCUACUUACGGUUCUUUCCUCUACAAUAGGAGCAUGGGCUCACGGUGAAGAUGAAGCCAAGGAAAUGGGGCCGGUAGCCUUCUUGUGGCCACCAGACCGCGUCUGGGGUGCGGCCUAUGAUAACACUGCCCCUUGUGGUUCAUCCUCUGGGGUUGUGAACAGGACUGAAUUUCCUCUUGUCAAUGGUCAGCUCGCUCUUGUGAUUCAGGACGAGUCUUGGAAUGUUCAGGUUUCUAUCUCCCACAGGAACGACCCUGCAAGCAAUGACGACUUUGAGGCCUUCAUCGUCAGCUCCCGUAUAUCCGACAUUGACCCAGGGCACGAAUGCUACGCCGUCCCCAAUCCCGGCAUUGACGUUGAGUCUGGAAUGAACGCCACCUUCCAAAUCAAAUAUACUUCAGAUUUUGAUACAGAUAAAAAUGAAACCUACUAUGCUUGCGCGGAUGUAACUUACGUUCCGGCUAGCAAGUUCACGUACCAGGUUCCCUGUUUCAACGUGACAGCCAAUGAGUUCACCCCUACAAAUUCAUCUACAUCUGAUACCGACAACCCGGACUCUACAUCAGCAAGUUCAGAUACAACUAUCAAUACAGCUAGCACAAAGAGUUCUGGCUCUGGUUUGUCUGGGGGUGCUAUCGCAGGCAUUGUGGUCGGGUGUGUCGCAGCAAUCAUAAUCGGUGCAGUUCUCUUGUUCGGGUAUAGGAGACUCUUGCAGAAAUAUAGAUCUGCUCGUCAAAAGGCCUCUGUGAGGAAUGUUGAUUGGGCUGAAAAUGGUGUCAAACCCUCUGGCUUGGACCAACCAGACACUUAUGGACUUCGCAAGCUUAAGUGAACUAUCAUCUUACCGCAGGUGAUCGUGUCUCCGCUGAUUCGUAUCGCUACUUAAAUUAUGACCUUAUGGACAUAUAUGACCUUUUUAUACUGAAAUAAUGAACGCCAGUCCCAACUAGUUCCGGGUGUGGGUAUAUAUAUCUCAACAACUAUGGUGGUCAGAAUGGACCCGAUUCAUAUAACACACAUAGCGUACACAUGUUAUAAUUAAUAUUGUAUAUUUCCCUCCUGCACCUACUAUAUGCCUCUCCAUUGACCAUGAUCAACAACAACAAAAUCAAUAAUAGUUAGGAGCGUACUUUCAGGGACUAGCAGUGGUGGAGAUUGAAGCCUGAGGCAACAAAAACACCCGGAAUUUUCGUUGACUCAUCAAAGGGCGCGAACAUAGUUAACUACAUCCCAGUGAAUGCCCAACGACAUCAAUACCACAGCGAAUUGUUACAGUGCCAGAAAGAAGAAAAAACCUCAAGAUUAUAACAGAUGGCUUC